Molecule: messenger RNA, 678 nt
Organism: Paramecium tetraurelia
Lineage: Eukaryota; Ciliophora; Oligohymenophorea; Peniculida; Parameciidae
Exons: 2
Source: RefSeq, a predicted model, not a curated record
AUGUUUUCGGCUGUCCCUUCUGAGGAAUUUGAUGAGAUUAUAUAUUCUUUUUAAAUACAAUUAUUUUUCCAAGGCUUUGACUUCACAGAAACCAAAUUUGAUGUCAAAUUCGAUAAAAAACAACUAGAACCAUUUGCAACUCAGACUAUUGCUGUUUGCUUAUCGAAAUGGAUGCAUUCUUAAUAAAAGAGUAUAAGAAUGCUAAAGUACGAAAAAACACUGAAAAGAAACAAGUUAAGAAAUGAAGAAAUUAAGAAAAUAAGAAGUAAGAAAGGAAAUUACAUAAAGACCAUCCUUAGUUUGAUUAUUGAAGUUCAUGAGUUAUAUAUGAAAUUCAAGUCAAAAGUAAUUCUAAAACCUUCCGAAAAUCGUAGAAUAGAAAUUCCCUGCGUUAUUACUCAAAGUUAUUAAAAGCGUUUGAAGAAAAAGAAAGGACCACAAGUGUUCAAUCUAUAAUAAAUUUAGUAAAAAACGACAUUUCCUUUAUUAAUUCAAAUCGAAUAAUUAGUGGCAAAAAUAACUCAAAUUUUGGUCAGGGUAAUAAUUGGCUUUGGAAGAAUAUUUUGUUGCUACAUUUCGUAUUAGGUUGGUUAAAAGGAAAUAGGUUAAAUUAAUUUAGAAAUUCUUAUUACAAAUACUUAUUAUAUUAAUUAAUUAAUUAUAAAAUUUAUAUACUGA